CUAUCUAGGGCUAAUCUAUUAGUUCUUCAUUCUCCAAAAGGGGUGCUGUAUAACUAGAUGAGGAUGGUGAGACAGAAAACUCAGAUCAGAAAGAUAGAAAACUUAGCAGCAAGGCAGGUGACCUUCUCAAAGAGGAGAAGAGGGCUUUUUAAGAAAGCUCAAGAGUUGUCUACCCUUUGCGACGUGGAUAUCGCACUCAUCGUUUUCUCUGCCACUGGAAAGCUCUUUCAGUAUCCCUCCUCAAGUAUGAAUCAAGUGCUAGAAAGGCAUAGGCUGCAAUCCCAGAACGUUGGAGAACUGCGACAACCAUCUAGGGAGAUGCAGACAGAAAGUAGAAAGUCUGCCAUGUUGAGCAAAGAACUUGCAGAAAAAUCCAUAGAAUUGAGGCAAAUGAAAGGAGAAGAUCUUCAGGGACUUGACCUCCAAGGGCUAGACAAGCUAGAGGCUGUGAUUGAAUCUGGAUUGGUUGAAGUAGUUAAAACAAAGGGCGAAAGAAUGUUGAAAGAGAUCAGCACUCUAAAGAAAAAGGAAGCUCAACUGCUGGAAGAGAAUGCAUUCUUGAAACGACAGUUGGCAAUGAUGGACACAUCUAUUGGCCAAAUGGGUAUACAUGAUCAAUGCUGCGAUCACCAUUCGUUGGAGCUAACAAUUAGCAGCCUGAGCUCUAGAGAUCCUCCUCAUAACUACAACAUCAGCAGCUCAGAUACAUGCCUUAAACUUGGGCAACCUUUCUCUAACUGAAUCAAAGAGGUGAAAUUAGAUGAUAUUCAAGUAUAUCUAAUGGCAAAGUUCAAUCAUGUAACACAAAUUAUCAGCUGAUAUUUGUUUUUAAAUAAACCUUUGUAUAUUCAAGUCUGGAAUUCAUGUUGUGGAUUUUGUUGAAGCAACACAUUCUUGUAUGUUAAAUAGCUAAUAUUGUUCUCUGCUUUUAGAGCCAAGUAUGAAGUA
Molecule: messenger RNA, 948 nt
Organism: Cynara cardunculus var. scolymus (artichoke)
Lineage: Eukaryota; Viridiplantae; Streptophyta; Magnoliopsida; Asterales; Asteraceae
Product: MADS-box protein SVP-like
Exons: 9
Coding region: 58-741 (227 amino acids)
Biological process (GO): positive regulation of transcription by RNA polymerase II
Cellular component (GO): nucleus
Molecular function (GO): DNA-binding transcription factor activity, RNA polymerase II-specific; RNA polymerase II cis-regulatory region sequence-specific DNA binding; protein dimerization activity
Source: RefSeq, a predicted model, not a curated record